Messenger RNA from Pseudogymnoascus destructans, 5030 nucleotides. RefSeq lists its product as uncharacterized. Gene Ontology annotation, cellular component: plasma membrane. NCBI's taxonomy places the organism in Eukaryota, Fungi, Ascomycota, Leotiomycetes, Thelebolales, Thelebolaceae. Gene Ontology annotation, biological process: phospholipid translocation. The transcript is spliced from 4 exons. Gene Ontology annotation, molecular function: ATP hydrolysis activity; magnesium ion binding; ATP binding. Bases 103 to 4650 code for a protein of 1515 amino acids. The record is from RefSeq and is a predicted model, not a curated record.
GCGCUGACAAACGCGCCCUGCCCCGGCUGUUCCGGCGUCGCCAACCAAUCCGCCCCAAAAUGCUAAGGUCCAAGUACGGACGAGAUCCAGGGCCGACACCGAAUGCUCUUCCGCCUGACGCUCGACACGGCCUCGCUACCCUUCCUCGACCACCUCCUCGACGACGACGAGGAUUCGUUGCCCUGGUCUCGACAUCGCCAACCCGCCACCAUGGCCACCGACGCCGCUGCCGACAACGACGCCGCGCUGGCCCCUGUACCCACGAAGCGAUUGAGGUGGGCGACACAGCACAAGAAGGGGAAGCAGGCGAAUCGCACGCGGUCGUCGAUUUUGGAUCGCCUGAACCGCCGGCCGUCGCGCAUGGAGAAGAAGAGGGAGUCGGGCGGGAGCGAAGCUAUGAGCGCUGGUGGGGAUAAUGGAGAUAUAAGGGAGGACCCUGAGGAGGCCGAGACACAGGGGGAGGGCGAGGGUCAGCGGAAGGUGCACUUCAACAUCCCGCUGCCGCCGGAUGCGCUGGACGAGGACGGAUCGCCGGCGACGACGUAUCCGAGGAAUAAGAUCCGGACGGCGAAGUAUACGCCGCUGAGUUUCCUGCCGAAAAAUAUUUGGCUGCAAUUUCACAAUAUCGCGAAUGUGUACUUUUUUAUCCUUAUUAUCCUAACAAUUUUCACCAUCUUCGGCGCAUCGGAUCCAGGACUCAACGCUGCGCCGCUGAUUGUUAUUGUCUUCGUCACGGCGAUCAAGGAUGGUGUCGAAGAUUAUAGGCGGUCGAAUCUCGACGAUGAAUUGAAUAACUCGGCUGUCCAUAGACUGGUCGAAUGGAAUAAUGUCAAUGUGGACACCGACGAUGUGUCGCUGUGGAGGAGGAUCAAGAAGUCCACGACCCGAUUCAUAUCGGCUGCGUGGAAGGCGAUAUCAGCCCUCUGGGCGAAGAAGAAAGAAUCGGACGAAGAAGACAAACCGGCUGCGCCGAGGGGAUCGUUUGAAACUAUCGCGACUAGGAGAGCGUCCACCUACUCGACACGUAGCGACAAGCGCAUAUCGUAUGCCGAUGCGGGUGAGGAUAUUCAGAUGACGCCAGUUCCGUCACCUUUACCCCGGGAACAAGGCCUGGCUCCUCCAUCUUCGGAUGGGCGUCCAACCACAGCAAUGUCAUUUGAGGGACAGACGCCGCAGAGGAAGAACUUUGGUAGUCUGAUCAACCCCAGCGUACCAGCUUCGGGCAAGGCUCGAUUCCACAAGGAUUACUGGAAGAACGUUCAAGUCGGUGACUUCGUCCGUAUCUACAACGACGAUCAAUUGCCCGCAGAUGUGGUUAUUCUUUCCACGUCCGACCCGGAUGGCGCUUGUUAUGUUGAGACCAAGAACCUCGACGGAGAGACAAACUUGAAGGUGAGGCAUGCUCUCCAAAGCGGGAAGCAGAUCAGACACGCGCGCGACUGCGAGAGAACCGAGUUCGUCAUCGAGAGCGAGCCGCCGCACGCCAACCUCUACCAGUACAGCGCCGCAGCGCGCUGGACACAAUACAACGAGAAGAACCCAGAUUCCGCCGGCGAGCACAUGGUCGAGCCGAUUGGCAUCAACAAUAUGCUGCUCCGUGGCUGCAAUCUGAGGAACACGGAAUGGGUCCUCGCAGUGGUGGUCUUCACCGGUUUCGACACCAAAAUCAUGAUCAACUCUGGAUUCACGCCAAGCAAGCGCUCUCGCAUCACGCGCGAGCUCAACUGGAACGUCGUCUACAAUUUCGGCAUCCUGUUCUUCAUGUGCUUGAUUGCGGCGUUGGUUGAGGGUGUGGCGUUUAGCAAGGAUGGGACGAGUAUCAAGCAUUUCGAGUUUGGAUCUAUCGGAGGGUCGCCGGGGACGAAUGGAUUAAUCACUUUCUUUGCCGCGCUCAUCCAUUUCCAGAAUUUGGUACCUAUUUCCCUGUACAUCUCGCUGGAAAUCAUCAAGACGCUACAGGCGUUCUUCAUUUACAGCGACAUUGAGAUGUACUACGAGAGGCUUGACUAUCCUUGCACCCCGAAAUCGUGGAAUAUCUCUGAUGAUCUCGGACAAAUCGAAUACAUCUUUUCCGACAAGACGGGCACGCUGACACAGAACGUGAUGGAGUUCAAGAAAGCUACUAUUAAUGGCCAUCCCUACGGAGAAGCGUACACCGAAGCCCAGGCCGGCAUGCAAAAGAGGCAGGGCAUCGACGUUGCGGAAGAGUCCGAGAGGGUGCGUGCUGAAAUCGCCGACGCACGCAAGCGGAUGUUGGCGAGUCUCCGCAAACUACACGACAACCCCUACCUCCACGACGACGACCUGACCUUUAUUGCACCUGAUUUCGUCACCGAUUUAGCCGGCGAAUCGACUCGCGAACAACAACUAGCUUGCGAGAAAUUCAUGCUCGCGCUUGCCCUCUGCCAUACCGUCAUCUCCGAGACCACACCUGGAGACCCUCCCCGCAUCGAGUUCAGGGCCCAGUCGCCUGAUGAGGCGGCCCUGGUUGCUACGGCGAGAGAUGUCGGGUACACGGUUCUUGGGAAUUCAAUGGAUGGGAUCCAUCUGAAUGUCCAGGGAGAGGAGAGGUCAUACAAGGUCCUGAACACGCUAGAGUUCAACUCCACACGUAAGCGUAUGAGUGCUAUUAUCGAGAUGCCCGACGGAAAAAUCGUUCUCUUCUGCAAGGGCGCGGAUAGUAUGAUCUACUCCCGUCUCAAGCGUGGAGAGCAACCUGAGCUGCGCAGGGAGACGGCGGAGCAUCUGGAGAUGUUUGCGAGAGAGGGGCUGAGGACGCUGUGUAUUGCGGAGAGGGAACUCGAUCCUGCUGAGUACAGCAAGUGGAACCAGGAGUACGAGGUUGCGUCGUUUACGAUUCAGAAUCGUGAGGAUAAGAUGGAGGCGGUGGCGGAUUCGAUAGAGCGCGAUUUGACGCUAUUGGGUGGCACUGCUAUUGAAGAUAGGCUGCAGGAGGGUGUGCCGGAUACGAUUGCACUCCUUGCUAAUGCGGGUAUCAAGCUUUGGGUCCUCACUGGCGAUAAGGUCGAGACUGCUAUUAAUAUUGGAUUCUCGUGUAACCUCCUCAACAACGACAUGGAGCUUAUCGUGUUCAAGUUUGAGGAUGAGCAGUUGUCUACAGCUGAAGCAGAGCUCGAUAAACAUCUCGCAUCGUUCGGUAUUACUGGAUCUGAUGAAGAACUCAAAGCCGCCAAGAAGAACCACGAGCCCCCUGCACCGACGCACGCCAUCGUCAUCGACGGAGACUCCCUCAAACUCGUCCUGGAUGAUCAGCUGCGACAGAAAUUCCUGCUUCUCUGCAAGCAGUGCAAGUCAGUUCUUUGCUGCCGUGUCAGUCCCGCGCAGAAAGCUGCUGUCGUCUCUAUGGUCAAGGUCGGGCUUGAUGUUAUCACGCUGUCUAUUGGCGAUGGAGCCAACGAUGUUGCUAUGAUCCAAAAAGCCGAUAUUGGCGUUGGUAUUGCAGGAGAGGAAGGUCGUCAAGCCGUCAUGUCGUCUGAUUACGCUAUUGGCCAAUUCCGUUACUUGCAGAGACUUGUCCUCGUCCACGGCCGCUGGUCGUAUCGCAGGUUGGGAGAGACGAUUGCGAACUUCUUCUACAAGAAUAUUGUGUGGACGUUCUCGCUGUUCUGGUAUCAGAUCUUUUGCGACUUCGACAUCAGCUACCUAUACCACAUCACAUACAUCACUCUCUUCAACCUGGCCUUCACUUCGCUGGCUGUCAUUUUAAUGGGUGUGUUGGACCAGGACGUCAGCGACAAGGUCUCGCUGGAAGUGCCACAGCUCUACCGACGUGGCAUCGAGCGCAAGGAAUGGACGCAGAGGAAAUUCUGGCUGUACAUGCUUGACGGCUUCUUCGGCUCAGUAAUCUGCUUCUUCAUGGCAUACCUCCAGUUCCGCGGUGGCAACGUCGUCACUGUCAACGGCCUCGUCCUCGACGACAAAGACCGCUUCGGCGUGUACGUCGGGUCCGCGGCCGUCGUCGUGAUCAACAUCUACAUCCUCAUGAACAGCUACCGGUGGGACUGGCUGAUGGGCCUCAUCGUGGUAAUCAGCAUCCUAUUAAUCUUCUUCUGGACAGGCGUCUACUCGGCCUUCACCUCGGCGUCCUUCUUCUACGAAGCCGCGCCCCAAGUCUUCGGCCAAGCCACCUUCUGGGCCGUCACCGCCCUCUCCGUAGUCAUCUCCCUCAUGCCCCGCUUCUGCAUCAAGUUCGUUCAGAAGGCCUACUUCCCCUACGACGUGGACGUCAUCCGCGAGCAAGUCCUGCUGGGGAAAUUCGCCCACCUCGACCCUGCCAGCGCCGCCACAGACGGCAAGAAGUCCGGCAAGGGCGCAAGCGGAUCCUCCUCCACUGGUUCAUCAGGUAUCGUUGCAAAGCCGAUUGCCCCCACCACCGUCACCGCCACCGGCCGCAGCCGCGUCGGCAGCAACGCCACCGACUUCACGCACCACCACCGCCAGAGCCUGGAGCCGCCACUCGUGCCGAGAAUGUCGAUGGAUCGCCCGAGGCCGUCGUAUGAUCGCAUUCGUGCGUCGAUGGAUCAGUUGAGGCCGAGUUUCGAGCAGAGUGGGGAUCUCACGUCGGCGGCGAUGCUGACGAGGAUGGAGAGUAGUCACUAUUCGGUUACGCCGGUGCAGAGUCGGAAGUAGGGGAAAUCGACGCGACCCAAGUGAUGGCGACGCUGUAUCUAUGAUAUUUAUAUUACAACAAAAUAAUCCUGCGCUGCGGGUUGGCACUGGCGCCACCACCACCACCGAUGGAGGGAAGGCGGACUUUUUACAAAGCGGGUGUUAUAGACAUACCUUUUUCAUUUUUUUGGACAUACCCACUUUACCGAAUAUAUAGCGCGUUGCUAUGUUCUUAUUUAUUUUUUUGAAGAGAGAUGCACUUUAAAAAGGGGGGAUCAUGAGCUGGGGGGGUGGGGUGGAUUUAUAUAGGUCGUGAGCGGGGGAUGGAGGAUGGAGUUUGGAUUGAGAUUUUGUAUAUUAGAUCAUUGGCAUUUUUGUGGUAGCGGCUCAUUUGUUUAGGG